AUGCAUCAGCUCACUGAUAAGAAAGAGAACUUGUCUCUUCUUACAGGGAACACCACCAGUAAAUUUCUACAGCACUUCUUUCUUUUCAUUUCAGAUUGCUCUGUUGAUGAAGACGGCUACUUCAUGUUUGCUGACUUUUGCUGUGUUAUGCACUCCAGAGACCCGACGACAGUGGAGUAUCUGAUCGAUUGGUAUUUUAACAAAGAGUUUACGAUGCAGUACAACAGCACAGUCGGCAAGUGGACGGGCCUCACUCCGGCUGGAUUAAUCACAGCAUCUCGGUUUAAUGAAGACAAAUUUGAUGUUGAGCAGAGAAAAGCAGAGAAACAACUGACUUGUGUCAAUAAUGUUGAUGCAGUAUUCAACGGAGUUCAGGAAAACAUAGCUGCACCCAGCAUGACUCUCCAGGAGGGAGAACACACUUCCAGCCAUGACACAAUACUCGUGUGCAGCGUUUAUGACUUCUACCCCCAACACAUCCUUGUGACUUGGUACCUGAAUGGACAGGAAGUGACUGAGGGUGUGACCAUAAGUGAAGUGAUGACAAAUGGAGACUGGACCUAUCAGGUUCACUCUUAUCUGGAGUGCACACCUAUCCCCAAGGACAGAGUCACCUGUACGAUAGAGCAUGUUAGCCUAAAGGAGCCCAAGAGUUCUUACUGGGACUCUUGCUUGAGACCAUCUGAAAGGAGUUAUCUAGCUGGAGGAGUUUGUGCUUUGCUCUUUGGAGCAUUAACUUUGUCUUUGGGACUGAUCUAUUACAGAAGAAAAACCUCUGAUCCAAAAUUGUCUGGUUCUCUAUAA
Molecule: messenger RNA, 804 nt
Organism: Neolamprologus brichardi
Lineage: Eukaryota; Metazoa; Chordata; Actinopteri; Cichliformes; Cichlidae
Source: RefSeq, a predicted model, not a curated record